UGGAAAUAAAAUGUGGCCAUCGUAUCCUUUUUGCGUUGGGGAACGGGUGGGCUGAGUGCAGGGUGACUCCGGAAAUCCCCAUUCUUUGUCAUUGGGCGAACUUGCAUGCGAGGCCGCGCUUCUUGUUGGUAAACAGAGGGAAGAAAGCGUCUGCGUCGAGAAACCUCGGGAUGGAGAAAAAGGCCCAGAACCCUCCCGUGCUCGUGAAACUCGAGCAGAGAUCCAAGAUGAACAUCUUGUACAAAAUCACCGCGAUCGCAGUCUGCUGCUACGCGAUUGCGUUUGCUCGAGGCAGCGAUAACAAUAAAGUACCGCCCGCGAGUGCCCAGCUUCGAGUUCCACCUCAAUCUGUUGUCAUCGAUCCACGCUCUUUUGCCGUGCUGGGGGCCUCCGGGUCAUUUCGUACCGAUUCUUUCACUGAAUUCUUCAAUCCAACAAACACGACGCCGCCCUUCUUCCAAAUCUUCGACCCAGACUUCCUCUCUAUCCUGGGCUCAAACCCCUCCCUGAAUAGGGUAGCGCACAAUACGAUCUUUGCGUUCGCCCACGAGGCCCCGAUCUAUAACCCUUCAACGGACGAGGUAUUUUUCGCGAGCAACGAUGGAGGUCCGCUGGGAUUUAGCGAUUUGGACCACAAUAAUCAAGUCGGCAAAAUCAGCAUGGGCGCUGUCGAGACCGCGCUGCGGGGACUUACUUAUAAUGGGGAUAUUGGCGGAGCCAUUGAGGUCCCUAUCACCGAGGUGUUCCUCCCGGAAACAAUCCAGAUGACGAACGGGGGCACAGGCCCGUACCAGUCUUCUCUCAUUCUCAUCACCUCGGGACGCGGCCCGCGUCCUCCUUCGAUCGUCCUCGUCAAUCCUGCCGCGCCACACAACGCCACCGUCGUCCUCGACAAUUUUUUCGGGAGGCAGUUCAAUUCGCUGAAUGACAUUAAAGUCCACCCCAAGUCCGGGGCUUUUUUCUUCACCGAUGUUACGUAUGGCUUCUUGAACCACUUCCGGGUGGCACCACUUAUGCCCAACCAGAUUUAUCGCUUCGACCCCAAGACGGCCGCCCUUCGCGUUGUAGCCACAGAUUUUGAUCGACCAAAUGGCAUCGCUUUCACGCCAGAUGGCAAAAUAGCUUAUAUGGCAGACACAGGUGCAGCAGGAGGUUUCUUAGGGAAUAACCAGACAGAGCCAGCGACGAUGUACGCAUUUGAUGUGGACCCAUACACCCAAACCUUCCUCAACCGUCGCGUGUUUGCAUAUGUCGACGCGGGCGUGCCAGACGGCGUACAAGUUGACGCCAAAGGCAAUGUCUACUCAGGCUGUGGAGAUGGAGUACAUGUCUGGUCCCCACAAGGCACCCUCCUGGGCAAGUUCUUCCUCGGUACCACAUCCGCUAACAUGGUAUUCGCGGGCGACGGGCGCUUGGUCAUACUUGCAGAGACGAGCGUGUUUGUGGCAAAGAUCGCCGCGCAGGAAGGAAAGGUCGCUUUUGAAUGAA
This is a messenger RNA of Cyclocybe aegerita, 1488 nucleotides long. Lineage: Eukaryota; Fungi; Basidiomycota; Agaricomycetes; Agaricales; Hemipholiotaceae. The record is from the annotation of a GenBank genome assembly.